GGUACAAGUGAGUGUCGAUUUGUUACUAUAAGUGCACAAGUGCUGUAGUAUAGUAAUAGAUAAGCGACAAACGAUCGCGAUGACUAAAGGCUACCGAGCCAUCACUGUAGCGGUGUUGUUGGUGGCUUUCCAAAUCAGCGGCUUAGAGGCUGGUGAUACCGAAAUAUGGCCCAUUCCGACUGAGUGCCCCGCCGUAGACCCGUUAAACUACACAGUCCAUCUUCAGCACGAAUCCGACUGCACAAAAUUCUACAAAUGCGACCACGGCGAACGGGUGCUGUUCGACUGUCCGGACACUCUUCAUUUCAACCCAGUUUUGCAAGUUUGUGAUUGGCCGGAACAAGCUGGGUGCACGAUUGGGCAACAGUCGACUUCUGCGCCGAACCCUGAACCACCAAAUAGGGACCCGGAGUGUCCCUGGCCCGAUCCUUUAGACCAUACGGUUCAUUUACCCCACGAAGACGACUGCACGAAAUUCUACAAAUGUGACAAUGGAGUCAAAGUGGAAUUCCAAUGUAACGAUGGUCUCCACUUCAAUAAGGAAUUGGGGGUUUGUGAUUGGGCGUGGAAUGCUGGUUGUGACGAUUCCUAUAAAACUACGACAGCAGCGCCUACUCCUAAGCCUACAAGUAAAGCAACUCCUAAACCAACGCCAAAACCAACGCCCCCACCAAACAAGGACCCAGAUUGUCCAUGGCCAGAUCCAUUGAACUACACUGUCCAUUUGCCCCAUGAAGACGACUGUACCAAAUUCUACAAAUGUGAUAAUGGAAUCAAGGUAGAAUUCGACUGUCCAGAUGAUCUCCAUUUCAAUAAAGAAUUGGAAGUUUGUGAUUGGCCAUGGGAUGCUGGUUGUGAUGAUUCCUAUAAAACUCCUAAGCCUACAAGUAAACCAACUAAGCCCACAACGCCAAAACCCACGCCCCCACCAAACAAGGACCCAGAUUGCCCAUGGCCCGACCCAUUGAACUACACAGUCCAUCUACCACACGAAGACGACUGCACCAAAUUCUACAAAUGCGACAAUGGAAUCAAGGUAGAAUUCGACUGUCCAGAUGAUCUCCACUUCAAUAAAGAAUUGGAAGUUUGUGAUUGGCCAUGGGAUGCUGGUUGUGAUGAUUCCUAUAAAACUCCUAAGCCUACAAGUAAACCAACUAAUCCCACAACGCCAAAACCCACGCCCCCACCAAACAAGGACCCAGAUUGCCCAUGGCCCGACCCAUUGAACUACACAGUCCAUCUACCACACGAAGACGAUUGUACCAAAUUCUAUAAAUGCGACAAUGGAAUCAAGGUAGAAUUCGACUGUCCAGAUGAUCUCCACUUCAAUAAAGAAUUGGAAGUUUGUGAUUGGCCAUGGGAUGCUGGUUGUGAUGAUUCCUAUAAAACUCCUAAGCCUACAAGUAAACCAACUAAGCCUACAAAUAAACCAACUAAGCCCACAACUCCUAAACCCACGCCCCCACCAAACAAGGACCCAGAUUGCCCAUGGCCCGACCCAUUGAACUACACAGUCCACCUACCACACGAAGACGAUUGUACCAAAUUCUACAAAUGCGACAAUGGAAUCAAGGUAGAAUUCGACUGUCCAGAUGAUCUCCACUUCAAUAAAGAAUUGGAAGUUUGUGAUUGGCCAUGGGAUGCUGGUUGUGAUGAUUCCUAUAAAACUCCUAAGCCUACAAGUAAACCAACUAAGCCUACAAAUAAACCAACUAAGCCCACAACUCCUAAACCCACGCCCCCACCAAACAAGGACCCAGAUUGCCCAUGGCCCGACCCAUUGAACUACACAGUCCAUCUACCACACGAAGACGAUUGUACCAAAUUCUACAAAUGCGACAAUGGAGUCAAGGUAGAAUUCGACUGUCCAGAUGAUCUCCACUUCAAUAAAGAAUUGGAAGUUUGUGAUUGGCCAUGGGAUGCUGGUUGUGAUGAUUCCUAUAAAACUCCUAAGCCUACAAGUAAACCAACUAAGCCUACAAAUAAACCAACUAAGCCCACAACUCCUAAACCCACGCCCCCACCAAACAAGGACCCAGAUUGCCCAUGGCCCGACCCAUUGAACUACACAGUCCACCUACCACACGAAGACGAUUGUACCAAAUUCUACAAAUGCGACAAUGGAAUCAAGGUAGAAUUCGACUGUCCAGAUGAUCUCCACUUCAAUAAAGAAUUGGAAGUUUGUGAUUGGCCAUGGGAUGCUGGUUGUGAUGAUUCCUAUAAAACUCCUAAGCCUACAAGUAAACCAACUAAGCCUACAAAUAAACCAACUAAGCCCACAACUCCUAAACCCACGCCCCCACCAAACAAGGACCCAGAUUGCCCAUGGCCCGACCCAUUGAACUACACAGUCCAUCUACCACACGAAGACGAUUGUACCAAAUUCUACAAAUGCGACAAUGGAGUCAAGGUAGAAUUCGACUGUCCAGAUGAUCUCCACUUCAAUAAAGAAUUGGAAGUUUGUGAUUGGCCAUGGGAUGCUGGUUGUGAUGAUUCCUAUAAAACUCCUAAGCCUACAAGUAAACCAACUAAGCCCACAACUCCUAAACCAACACCUCCACCAAACAAGGACCCAGAUUGUCCAUGGCCAGAUCCAUUGAACUACACAGUCCAUUUGCCCCAUGAAGACGACUGCACCAAAUUCUACAAAUGCGACAAUGGAAUCAAGGUAGAAUUCGACUGUCCAGAUGAUCUACACUUCAAUAAAGAAUUACAAGUUUGUGAUUGGCCAUGGGAUGCUGGUUGUGAUGAUUCCUAUAAAACUCCUAAGCCUACAAGUAAACCAACUAAGCCUACAAAUAAACCAACUAAGCCCACAACUCCUAAACCCACGCCCCCACCAAACAAGGACCCAGAUUGCCCAUGGCCCGACCCAUUGAACUACACAGUCCAUCUACCACACGAAGACGAUUGUACCAAAUUCUAUAAAUGCGACAAUGGAAUCAAGGUAGAAUUCGACUGUCCAGAUGAUCUCCACUUCAAUAAAGAAUUGGAAGUUUGUGAUUGGCCAUGGGAUGCUGGUUGUGAUGAUUCCUAUAAAACUCCUAAGCCUACAAGUAAACCAACUAAGCCUACAAGUAAACCAACUAAGCCCACAACUCCUAAACCAACACCUCCACCAAACAAGGACCCAGAUUGUCCAUGGCCCGACCCACUGAACUACACAGUCCAUCUACCACACGAAGACGACUGCACCAAAUUCUACAAAUGCGACAAUGGAAUCAAGGUAGAAUUCGACUGUCCAGAUGAUCUCCACUUCAAUAAAGAACUAGAAGUUUGUGAUUGGCCAUGGGAUGCUGGUUGUGACGAUUCCUAUAAAACCACGACAGCAGCGCCAACGCAACCACCAAACCCCUGUCCCAAUGUGGAGUGUCAAGACGCAACCAUCUACCUUCCGGUUCUUAGCAACCCACGAAAAUAUAUACGAUGUGUUAAUGGUAAAGAAGUGGUGGCGACGUGUCCAAGUUCACUGGUUUUCGACCCAAAACUGGCAACGUGUAAUUUGGAGCAUCUGGUGGAAGCUUUCCCGACCCGUUAGUUACUUAGUUGUAAAUAAUAAUCAUGGCUAUUA
Molecule: messenger RNA, 3571 nt
Organism: Zophobas morio
Lineage: Eukaryota; Metazoa; Arthropoda; Insecta; Coleoptera; Tenebrionidae
Product: cell surface glycoprotein 1-like
Exons: 2
Coding region: 80-3538 (1152 amino acids)
Cellular component (GO): extracellular region
Molecular function (GO): chitin binding
Source: RefSeq, a predicted model, not a curated record